CUCACACUUUAACUCUUCAACCUGACAACAAACUGUGGGAAUAAGCUGAACAAGCGAAGCAUUUAAUGAAAAAGGAUCUCUUGGAAAAGCAAAUUACUCCCACUGCACCUGAAGAUCUGUUGGAUUUGGACUCAAAGACACUGAGUUGUAAGAAACAAGUGUGAUCUUUCAAGCAGGAUCGUGUGCUGGGCUGAUCUCGUUUUGUUUCCACUGUGCAGGAUUUAUUCUUUUUCCUCAGGGAACUUCAUCUAAACUGUGGAAGUACUAACCCUGCGCAGCAUUUGCAGUAAGUUUGCUUUAUAAUUUUCUUUUUACGGGACAUUUUUUAACUGUCCCUGACAAUGCCAGUGGUAAAAGUGGAGAAUGACUCCCCAGCAGACACCACCUCGUCUGCCUCCAACCCUCCACCGCAGACAGAGGAGCAGCCCAGAGGUCGGAGAAGAAAGAGACCUCUCCAGCGAGGGAAACCCCCUUACAGCUACAUCGCACUCAUUUCCAUGGCCAUAGCAAACUCCCCUGACCGCAAGCUGACUUUGGGGGGCAUCUACAAAUUCAUCACAGAGCGCUUCCCCUUCUACAGAGACAAUUCAAAGAAAUGGCAGAACUCAAUCCGCCAUAACUUGACUCUCAAUGAUUGCUUUAUCAAGAUCCCUCGAGAGCCAGGGAGGCCAGGGAAGGGCAACUACUGGGCUUUAGACCCAAAUGCAGAGGACAUGUUUGAGAGUGGCAGCUUCCUGAGGCGCAGGAAGAGGUUUAAGCGCUGUGACUUCAGCACUUACACCUCAUAUGUCCAUGAGACACCAGUUUUCUCUCCUGUCCAGAUUGCGAGAUCAGCCGCAUAUGCCAACUCAGUCUACCCGAACAUGACAGUCAGUCCCACCUACGGGCAGCAACUGCCUUCUGCCUAUUACCCCUCCUCAUCUCCUCCUGGGUUUGGACCUGGUCAGACCCGCAUGUUCAGCAUCAAUAAUAUCAUAGGUCACCCAACUCCAGCUAGCAUGCUAGGAGGUCAAGGCCCAGAGGUGAUGCAGCAACCGAGCCGCAGCUUCAGUCCCGAAGGGAAUCCAAACGGAUCCAGUCCCUGCAGCCUGGUAGCCCCGGCUUUCCAGAGCCAACCGUGUGGAGGGGUCGUAUCAUCCCGCCCCUCUACGCAUCCCGGGUUCACCUACUCGGGACCAAACGGCCACCCACACCACCAUACAUCCCAGGGCUCAUAUGGACAGGGCCACACCCAGGGCUAUGCAAUGACAGGACGCCUCCAUUCCUCAAGCCACGGGUCGGCAGAGUCCAUGGACCAUUACGGCAGGGUCUCCCCAGUGCAGUUGGGCUCUUUCUCCCAGUAUAGCAGUGCUGCAGGUCCUAUCUCUAACACAGGGGGUUACCUGAGACACCCCACGUACCCAGGGAAUAUGGACAGGUUUGUGUCUGCCAUCUGAGCUACUGAGAAUCUAGAUCUGAGCAUCUCACUACCUUGUGAACAGAACAUCAGAGAGACUUGAGACGGCACCAAAUGAGCCAGAGAUGAUUGUUUUAGUUUGUUUGAGAGAUUUAAUAAGACAAAACUCAACAGACUUUUUUUUUUUUUUUUAAACUCUCCUGACACAACUGUGAUUUACCACAUUAACCCUACAACCCAUUUUGCAUAUUGAUGGUAAUUUACUGAGAUAAACACUAUACAUUUUGAAUUAAAUGUCAAGGCCUCUUCACAGAAUAUGAGAGUGUAAAAUGCAUCCAAUGCUGCCAUUGGAGGCUACCAGUGGUUGCAAGCUUUUUUGUUUUGUCAUGAAUUGAAUGUGCAAGUUUAAGAUUUACAGUACUGGCUAGUUUAAGUGACAGACUUUGAAAUGUUAGAAUAAAUUAUUGUGCUUCAUGGUCAUAGGCUUUGCAAUAAGUGGCUUGUGUGAAUAACAUUAACUUUGGUAUAUUUGCAUGUAUUUUGUUGCCAAAUGAAAAUGCAUAUUAGGUUGCCUUUUUGGAAA
This is a messenger RNA of Morone saxatilis (striped sea-bass), 1979 nucleotides long. It is a transcript of the gene foxe1, whose product is annotated as forkhead box E1. Bases 342 to 1436 code for a protein of 364 amino acids. Gene Ontology annotation, molecular function: RNA polymerase II cis-regulatory region sequence-specific DNA binding; DNA-binding transcription factor activity, RNA polymerase II-specific. NCBI's taxonomy places the organism in Eukaryota, Metazoa, Chordata, Actinopteri, Moronidae. The transcript has a single exon. The record is from RefSeq and is a predicted model, not a curated record. Gene Ontology annotation, biological process: cell differentiation; anatomical structure morphogenesis; regulation of transcription by RNA polymerase II.